Leptinotarsa decemlineata (Colorado potato beetle) is the source of this 5164-nucleotide messenger RNA. Its product is annotated as Poly(U)-binding-splicing factor hfp. Gene Ontology annotation, biological process: mRNA splice site recognition; alternative mRNA splicing, via spliceosome; regulation of alternative mRNA splicing, via spliceosome. The record is from RefSeq and is a predicted model, not a curated record. NCBI's taxonomy places the organism in Eukaryota, Metazoa, Arthropoda, Insecta, Coleoptera, Chrysomelidae. Gene Ontology annotation, cellular component: catalytic step 2 spliceosome; precatalytic spliceosome. Gene Ontology annotation, molecular function: RNA binding.
GAACAGGAAAUGGAGCUGGAUCCAGAGUCAACUGAAAGCGAACCUCCAGCCCCAGGCACAGAAGAGCCUCCCGCGUUACAAGUAGAUCCAGUCAGUAAGUUUUAAUUCUUUAAGAUUUUUUACGAGUGUUCUAUUUUGAAUAAGAGACGAGAUAUUAAUGUGAGAUGUCUUGCUUGAGAUGUUCCAGAAUGAGAUCGCCUGGUAACCUUGUGGACUCUGGCAUAGCUGUCACUGACGUUUCUGUAGCCCUACGCUACACGGUAGGAGGCAAACCUAAGUAAAUACACGAAUGUUUGAGUAUGAGUUUAUCGGCUAAUAUGAUUUAACAAUGUUUGCAUAUCUGGUUCUUAUAUAUAGCUGAUGGCAUUUUUAUCAAGAUGGAUAAAUCCUUGGUGUAAUUGCUUAUUCAAUAUUAUAAACGAUAGUUCAAAAUGAUUUAUGCUUUUAGAGUUCCUCUAUUAUGCUAACCACCUAAAAAUAUUCCAUACAGUGUUUAAUUUGAAUAACUCUUUACUAAUGUAUGAAAACAUCAAUAGACUUAUGGAAUAUCAUAAAAGUAGUGUGUUCUACCGAAACCUCCAUAAGUAUCAUUGCAUUUUGCUGAAACAAUUUAUCAAACUAUAAUUACAAACUGGAACACCCUAAUUCAUACAUUUCUAGCAAAGUGAAAGACCUUGUAAUAUAUUUUGAUUCUAAAAUAAUUUUUCACAACUCUUUAGCCAACAUCACACAAGAAGCAAAUGGAAUGAUCAGAUUAUUUCUAAAGUUAUUAGAAACAGGGAUUGAUGUGUCAUCUUGAAUAUCUCUCUUGUUGAACAUAAAUGUGUAGUUCGGUCAAAGUAAUUAAUGAUUUGUAUUCUCAAAAGUUUCAGAUACAAUGUAACAAUUAAUUAUACAUGAUAUCAAUUCUCGUAGUCAUUUUUCCAGUAUUUAUUCAAUAAUGAAAAAUGAAGUUAUGAAGUAGGAUUAGCUGUGAUCAUUGCCUCGAGGUGACACUGCAAAACAAGGGGAUAACGAAAAUUCAAUUUUGAAAAAGUUUUGAAAAAAUACGUUAAGAGUAGUCAUUAGAAUGUGGUACCGAUGGAGCUAACCUUCAACGCAAUAUUAUAGGAGUGGUCUAUUGAGUUGAUUAAUCCUGGUAAAAAUGUAUAAAAAAAAAGUCAAGUAUGUUUUUCAGAUGUCAUAAUUAUAGUUAUCAACCAGUAAGUUUAUUGCAUAAGCUGAGCUUCACAAUAACAUAGAUAUGUUUCAUAUCACAUUAAUGUAAACAUCAUGGUGAUGUUUUCAAACAAGAGAUACAAGGAUAUGUAAUGAUAAUAAAUUGCUUUUAUUUUGUUUGGCGGAGUUUAGCAUACAUAUCUUUAAGUCUCUGAACAUAACCUAACAGUUUACAAGCUUGGUUCUAUACUAUGAUAUUAGGUUAGCUCCAAAGUGAGUGGGUCUAUUCGACCCUCCACCGCAACCUGUAAGGAUUUAUUGUGGCACACCAUAAUAUUAGUCCAUUAAUUGUAUAUCCUUCAUAAUACAAAUCAGGAAUUGUAAACAUUUAAAAGUAUUCAAAAUACUGCACCAGGGUUUUUAUGCAUCUUGAUUUCUAAGAUGAGUAGCAAAACUACAUUACUGAAUUAGACUAUGGUUAGAUAUACCAACAAAUUUUGACAACCAGACCCGAUUGUAAUUUUCUGUAGAUUGAAUAUUUUCAAAUUGAGACUGUUUUUAGCGACCUACCUAUGGUUACUGAAACUGAGAAAAGUAACUAGAAGAUUAAAAUUUACAUUGUGAUGAUAUAACAUAAUCUAAUAUGAGAAACAAGGUUGGAAAAUUUAAAAAUGGUGAUUUUUAUGAUUUUUGUCUCUCAGCCAGAAUAGCAGAAUAACUAAUGAAACAUUUGAAAAAUUACCAAAAAAAUUAAUGAUUGAAAAAAUUGGUGACAUCACAGUGUUAUUGAACGAGAAUCUUUCGCAACGAACCCAUAAUGCAAUCGAACUGCUGAAUAUUUCACUGUAUUCAGUAUUGUCAUGUUUACUGUUUUUGCAGUAGGUCUCCUGUUUUGGCAGUUGAGUUACUGUUCUAUUUGAGAUUUAAAAUCUACUGAUGACCCAGUUGACCUUCUAUAGUAAUUGUUUAAUGACUGAAAAUAGUGUCACCAUGUAUGUAGUAUGUAUCUGUCAUUUUAAUUUUUUUAUAAGUCUUCUGUUUUUCUGGCACAAAAUCUACUGCUACGUAUGCAAAUAUUAUUUCUGUUACUGAGGAACUGUAACAGAUUAGAAUCGGAUUGUAGAUUCCCUAUAAAUGAUCCUAGUUGCCAUUGGCCUUCAUUUAGAUAUCCAAAUUUGUUGUCAUUUGCGGGCUAGUGUUGUAGUUGGUUUCAAAGGGUUAUAUGAUUUUACUAAAAUUUAAUCAAAAUUCUGUACUAUAUUCUCCAAUUUUCUCACUUUAGAGAGAGAUCAUGUCGGUUUUGCCAGUUCAAAAUUGAGCCGCAUACUGCUCUAUUUUUUAAACGAUUUUUUUUAGGAAGAUUACAGGGGUUUCAUAGCUCUUCAGAACCUAAUGAAAAUCCUUCACUUUUUGGAAAAUCUGCUGCUACAGUAGUUUUAAUAAUUGAUAAUAUUUGUUACUCCAAGUGAACAGUUCUCUGCUUUUUGUUUCAAUUAAAUACUGUAUCAGUCACAGACUGAAAAUUAAAGUACUUCUACAAAAUCCAAAUGUUAAUGCCUUUAGGGCCAUAUUGGUCCCCACUAUUGAAUAAUUAACUGUCCUUCAUUUGAAUCAAAAAUUCAGUUUGAAAUCAAAAUUAUUUUAUUUAUUUUUGGGAUCAUUGCGGGGAUUGUCCAGAAUGGACAAAGUCAAGUAUUUCAUCACUUGUAUUCACCACUAGAUACCUAACCUAGUGAAACAUUAUUAUUUUAGGUCAUAUCAAGAAUUAAAAAAAAAAAGGUAACGAUUUCAAGAAAUCUUGGUAAUAGGCAUUAUUCAAUUUACAGAAAAUUUCGUAAUUGUUGCUAUCGAAGAUGAGUGUUCAAAUAAUUUCCAGAUUUCGCUCUAUCAAGUUAGGUUGAAAUUUAGACUCAUACUCAUUCAUGCUAUUCGUAAAACAUUCCCUUAAGUAAAGGUAUCCGGUUGUUUUAGACAUCUCUAUUUUCUUUUUGUGUUUCCAGAUGCUAAUAGGUGCAACAAUUUGCGAUUUUCGGUUUCUAGCAGCUUGAGUUGAACCACCAGAUGGAUUACGACUUACCAGAACUUCUAAAAUAAGUUUUCUGAUCAUCAACUUGUUGAUUAGUUUUAUUCAUACCUGAUCGUCGAGAAAUAGAUUGCCAAAUUUUUAUUGUGGAAUGUUUAUAACAUUUAAUUACUACAUAGAUGAUUUGGACCUUGGAAACAAUUAGGCUAUGUUUAUGUGAAGGACACGAAUACAUCUAUGAUUUAACCCAAACAGGUGAAGUUAUAACUGGGCCUGGGGCUCGCAGCAACACCAUUGCUGGAAUUUUGGGAGGUAGUCUUUCCAAACUUUCAUCAGAUGAUGCAGAUGCGGUAAGCAAAGCAAAGAAAUAUGCUAUGGAACAAAGUAUAAGGAUGGUUCUAAUGAAACAGACCAUCGCUUAUCAGCAGCAGCAAGAGGCUAGUCAGAGGAAUCUAAUCCAGAGGCAGCAGGCUCUCGCUCUCAUGUGCAGGGUAUACGUAGGCAGCAUCAGCUUUGAACUGAAAGAAGAUACCAUACGACAGUCGUUCUUACCUUUUGGGCCUAUAAAGUCCAUAAACAUGUCUUGGGAUCCUGUGACUCAAAAACAUAAGGGCUUUGCAUUCGUAGAAUAUGAAAUUCCAGAAGCAGCACAGUUAGCUUUGGAACAGAUGAACGGUGUCAUGAUCGGCGGAAGAAAUAUUAAAGUAGUGGGUAGGCCAAGCAAUAUGCCACAGGCGCAGAACGUAAUUGAUGAAAUACAAGAGGAAGCAAAGCAAUAUAACAGAAUAUAUGUCGCUUCGAUUCAUCAGGAUUUGGUGGAAGACGAUAUUAAGAGUGUUUUUGAGGCAUUUGGUCCCAUCAUAUACUGUAAACUUGUGCAAGGAAGCUCGGGACACAAGCAUAAAGGAUAUGGCUUUAUCGAAUAUGAAAGUGCUCAAGCAGCCAAUGAGGCGAUUGCCAGCAUGAACCUGUUUGAUUUAGGUGGACAGUAUUUGAGGGUAGGAAGAGCUAUUACUCCCCCUAACGCACUUUUAGGACCGUCAUCUGGAUCUAGUGUUUUGCCCACAGCUGCAGCAGUGGCGGCGGCAGCAGCAACGGCAAAAAUUCAAGCUAUGGACGCAGUUGCCAGCAAUGCGGUGGCAUUGGGUUUAUCAAAUCUUAGCAGUGCAUCAAGCAUUCCGACAGCCACACCCACUCCUUCAGUUGCUGGUAUCUCACAACCGGUUGUUACUGUACCCACUAUAGUAACAACACCAUCGUUAGCCCUACCAGUACCAGCAGGAUCCAUUCCAGCGGUUAUACCACCUCCAGGCAUUGCCAUACCACAGAUAACCCAGAAUAAUAUUAUUCAGCCAGCUAUCGUUACACCAAUGAUUAGCAAUGUACCACAGGUUAUCGUUCCACCACCUGCUGUUGUGACCCCAAUCUUGAAUCAGUCUCAAGCAGCUUCUUUGGAAACGAUGAAGAGGGUUCAAGAGGCACAAUUGAAACAACAGGAACAGUUGCAGAAGAAAUUGUUGGACCAAAACGAACCUCAGACAUUGCAACAGCAAGAGAGUAUGUCGAUAAAAGGACAAAAUGCCCGACACUUUGUUAUGCAGAAGUUGAUGAGAAAAGUAGAUUCUAGGGUAGUUAUUUUAAGAAAUAUGGUUGGUCCAGAGGAUGUUGACGAAUGUCUUCAAGUGGAAAUCCAGGACGAGUGUUCCAAAUUUGGAGCUGUAGACAGGGUAAUAAUAUAUAAUGAAAAGCAGACAGAAGACGAUGAUUCUGAUAUGAUUGUAAAAAUAUUUGUGGAAUUCAUGGAGACCUAUGAGGCAGAAAAAGCACGAGAUGCCCUCAACGGAAGGUAUUUUGGAGGACGAAUGGUAAAGGCAUCGCUUUAUGAUCAAACCUUAUUUGAUCACGGGGAUUUUUCGGGUUGAUUAUUUAUUAUUUAUUCAUAGCUAGAUGUGAUUAUAAGUGCAAAUCAGCUUUUUUCAACUG